This is a messenger RNA of Bradysia coprophila, 2842 nucleotides long. RefSeq names its product sodium-coupled monocarboxylate transporter 1-like. The record is from RefSeq and is a predicted model, not a curated record. Lineage: Eukaryota; Metazoa; Arthropoda; Insecta; Diptera; Sciaridae. Gene Ontology annotation, molecular function: symporter activity. Gene Ontology annotation, biological process: transmembrane transport; sodium ion transport. Gene Ontology annotation, cellular component: membrane.
ACAGAAAACUGUGACUUCAGAAAAUCGAUAUAAUAACAAGAGAUCUCACUGAAAAGUUUUCAGUUAUCAGAAAGACUUGCAUCUUUGCGGUUUGAUUUUGUUUAAAAUAAAGAAAUAUCUUCACCACAUAAUAAUACAAAACUGAAUAAAAGAUUCCACAGUUAAGAUAUUAAACAGAAAAAAAAAUCUUUUCAACGAAUUGUGAGGCUAAAAAAUCGAUUAGAAUUUAAACUUUUCCAUAAAAAAAUUUUCCCGUUAAAUUUCGACCCUUACGUUUGGGCCGUUGCGUAUUUUUUGCGAUUUUAUUUUAACGAGUUGUGCGUCGUUUGUCAGAGUGGAUCGGCACUUGGAAACGUUUAAUCGAACAUUUUGCGAAUUGAAUUAAAAAUCUAAUUCUUCGAAUGAAAUACAGGAACAGCCAAGGAUUAAUCCUGCAAAUUCAAUUUCGUACUUUUUUGCACAUUUUCGGAACUCGAGGGUGAUAAUAAGUCUCGGUGUUAAAAGCAGUGUUCAAUGUUGUGUUAAAAUAAUGUUUUAGUGUUUGCUGCCGAUUCGGAAAUGUAAACUAUUCGUCUUGUGUUGCGCAAGAAAGUAAAUCAAAGUCACUACUAUAAGUUCUCGAUUUACGCAAAAUCAAAACGAAAUCUUUAAAUUAAAAAUAAAAAUAAAAUAUUUUCCACUGCAAGCCAAAAGCUAAAGCUAAACCGUACACAUUACAAAAAUGGCUCGCAUUAAAUCGCAAUGUUUGUCCUUAACUCUAAUGAUCGUUUGGCUGGCCGGAGCUUGUGCCAAUACGGAAAAUACUUCAGACCUAACUGUAAACUUGGAUCAGAUUCAUUUGUAUGCGGAACAAGAUCGCCUACAAUGUGGCGCACCAGAAAAUCGUCACAUUGGCACGUUCACCCUAUACGACUACAGCAUAGUUUUGGGUAUGUUGGUGAUAUCGCUCGGAAUCGGAGUGUUCUACGGCUUUAUGGACAAGUCAUCAUCAAACUCGUCGGCCGAUUUUCUGCACGGAACCGAAAUGAGUCUGAUUACAGUCAGUUUGAGUUUGACGACGAGCUUUAUAACGGCUAUUGAACUGUUGGGAAACCCAUCUGAAAUGUUCUUCAAUGGCACGCAGUAUUCGUUAAUUGUUAUAUCAAUUGCAUUAGUCAUACCAGUGGCAAUAAAAAUAUUUUAUCCAAUUUAUUUCAAACUCGAUCUUACCAGUUGCUAUGAGUAUCUGGGCAUUCGAUUCAACAAUAACAUUCGCAUCUUUGGCGCUAUUCUUUAUAUCAUUCAAAUGUGUUUCUACACAGCCGUUUCGGUGUAUGCUCCAGCUAUUGCUUUAUCGAAAGCAACCGGUCUCAAUACCCAUUUGGCAGUGUUUCUCAUCUACGUAGUAUGUGUCUUCUACUCGAGUCAAGGUGGUAUGAAAGCUGUCGUAAUUGCUGAUACAUUUCAGGCUUGCGUACUGGCGUUUUCCUUGGUUCUGGUUGUGGUCCUGGGCCAUUUCUACACAGGAGGAUUUACGGAAAUUUUCGAAAUUGCUGAGGAUAGAGGACGAGUUGAAUUAUUGAACUUCGACAUAAAUCCAACGACAAGACACACCGUGUUUUCCGUUGUUGUGGGAGGAUUUUUCUACUGGACAUCGCUCCUAUGUACGAACCAAGCUUCCGUUCAAAAAUGCAUGUCAUUGCGUAAGCUGAAGAGGGCGAAUUGGGCGUUAGUUCUUUCAAUCAUUGGACUGGUAUUCGUUUUUACCGUCAAUUUUUAUACGGGUCUGACCGUGUUCAAGCACUACGCUGACUGUGAUCCCGUUCGUUCUGGACAGAUUGUCGCUAAGGAUGAGCUAUUACCGUUCUAUAUCAUGGACGUCUUCAACGACAUUAAAUUUGUGAAUGGAUUCUUCGUUGCUGGCAUUUUCGCCGCUAGUUUAGGAACCGUCGCUUCAGCACUCAAUUCAUUGUCGGCGGUUACAUAUGAAGAUAUAUUCGUAACGGGAAUGAAUAUUAAAAUCGACCCGGAAAAGGCGGCAAUGUACAUCAAAUGGAUGUCGCUGGGUUACGGAAUCAUAUCAUUCGCAUUGGUCUUUCUGGUGGAACAAUUGGGCGGAAUUUUGCAGGCAACACUAACGUUGAACGGAUUGAUCGGUGGUGUAACAUUGGGUCUAUUUUCGUUGGGUGUGCUAUUUAAAAGCGCUAAUUCGAAAGGAGCUCUUUACGGUGGCAUAGUGGCAUUGGUGCUGGUGGUUUAUGUAGGCAUAAUGGCGCAAUUAAACAAUGUCGAACCGACGCCCCUGCCGUCGUCGUUGACAAAAUGUGAAUGUUACUCAAAUGAAACCAUGCCGAUUGAAGUGGAAGUAACACCAACUGAAGUUCCAGCCCUGUACCGCAUCAGUUACAUUUGGUAUUCGUUCCUCGGCGCCGUGCUGACGAUUCUGUUCGGGCUCAUCAUAUCCGUCAUCACCGAUCGUAUCAGUGCUUCGCAAAUUCUUCACCUUACCGCUAGCAAUCAAACGCAAUCGAUCGAACGAACCGACGAAAAGUGCGAACGAAAGCUGAGCGAAUGUGCGAAAAAUUCGCCGGCCAUUUUCAUCGUCGAAAAGUAUCGAAAGAAAUCGCAGAUGAAUCCGAAUUUGCGGGGAGUCGACAACAUGGGCAUGAAAAUGGAAGAAGUUUAAGAAAUUUUGUAAAAAGAGAAAAAUCGAAGAUCUGAACACUAUUUAAGCUUAUUGAUAAGAUUGGUAGCUGACGUGAGAGCGACAUACGGCGUCUCAUAACAUGAAAUUAAAUCGUUAUGAAAAUGUCGACGUGAGUUGGGGCGCGCCAAUUAAACUUGAUGCAGGCUAGUCAUCACC